UACUCAGCACAACCGACGCCUCCUCCGCCGCCACUCCGGCGCUCGUACGGCGGCGGCUGGGAGUGCGCGGGGUUACCGCUGCCCAGCGAGGGGGAGCCGGGAGCCCCGCGCAGGCUAGAAGAUGAAUAAUCUUUCCUUCAGUGAACUGUGCUGCCUAUUCUGUUGUCCACCAUGCCCAGGGAAAAUUGCCUCCAAACUGGCAUUCUUACCUCCUGAUCCCACGUACACUCUGAUGUGUGAUGAAAGUGGUAGUCGCUGGACUUUACAUCUCUCAGGGAGAGCAGACUGGCAGUAUUCAUCAAGAGAAAAAGAUGCCAUUGAGUGCUUCAUGACUAGAACAAGUAAAGGUAACAGGAUUGCCUGUAUGUUUGUGCGUUGCUCACCUAACGCCAAAUAUACUUUGCUCUUCUCGCACGGAAAUGCUGUUGACCUAGGUCAGAUGAGCAGCUUUUACAUAGGACUGGGUUCACGGAUUAAUUGCAACAUAUUCUCAUACGAUUAUUCUGGAUAUGGUGCAAGUUCUGGGAAGCCAACAGAAAAGAAUCUGUAUGCUGACAUUGAUGCUGCCUGGGUGGCUCUUAGGACAAGGUACGGAAUCCGCCCUGAAAAUGUGAUUAUAUAUGGCCAAAGUAUAGGAACAGUACCAUCUGUGGAUCUUGCUGCUAGGUAUGAAAGUGCUGCUGUAAUUCUACAUUCUCCACUGACCUCAGGAAUGCGAGUAGCUUUUCCUGAUACAAAGAAGACCUACUGCUUUGAUGCAUUCCCAAACAUUGACAAAAUUUCUAAAAUAACAUCUCCUGUGUUAAUUAUCCAUGGGACUGAAGAUGAAGUAAUUGACUUUUCACAUGGCCUAGCCUUAUAUGAACGCUGCCAGAGACCAGUAGAGCCACUGUGGGUAGAAGGAGCAGGCCAUAAUGAUGUGGAGCUCUAUGGACAAUAUCUUGAAAGAUUAAAACGGUUUGUGUCACAGGAACUGGUGAACUUGUAAUUUUCUAUGUAUAUUUAAUGCUUCUUCAUUUCAUUGCAGAACUGCAUACCUUGAUAAGUACAUAACAUAAAACCCGAAGGUUGUGUUUUCAAAUCAUGUUGGUUGCCUUCAUUAAAUGUACAGGUAAUGAUUUGUCAACAUAAUUAGUGAAGGUUUUAAUGCCAGUAUUAUUAACUGGAAUUACAUCAUCAGACAAGGUUGGCAGUUUGUAUUAAUUUGUGAAGUUUUUCUUUAUAGAUCUUAAAAAAAACAAAACAAAACAAAAAAAAAAACAACAAAAAAAACACAAGUACUGUAUGAAAAUCUAAUUAUAUAAAAUCAGAUGCUGUAAAAGUGUUGCCAAAUGCUCUAGCAUAUUAAAAACACGUUUAUAAAUAUUUUUAAACAUCUCAAAAUGUACUGUGACUUACUCUGUUUCUUAGAUGUAAAUUUAAAACCAGACUUCUAAGCUUCUGAGUUGUCAUGUAAAAAAUGCAAUAGCCAUGCAAUUUGAGCAGUUAUGUAUGUAAUAAGAAUGAAGCAUCACUGGAAAUGACCUGUGCCCUGUUAUAAAGGGAGGGGAUCAAAUUAGGUCUUUCCAUAUCUUUUUAUAUCUUUUGUGCUUAGUUUUACUUCAGUUGUUCUGUUUUGUCCUUGUGCUGUUUUAUAACUUGAAAGGGACGAAUUUAUUCAUGCAUCUUCUUAGCUGCCCUAAUCUUGCCAAAAUAUUGUCAAAAUUGUCAUUGUUACAACUUAAAUAUCAUUACAUGAUUGCUACUGAGGCCACUAAGUACUACUUUUAAACAAAUAGUGCAUUUAGAACUUAGAAAGCUUUGCGGACAAUGUAGUUUUAAACAGUGAUUGUAUAGAGAUGCAGUGUUUCAGUAGGAAGAACCUGGAAGUUUAUUUAACUUUGUAAUAAAAUUUGACAUUUUGCAGUUUGUCUGUUCAUGCUUACUUUUUGGAUGUUUAGUGUAAAAGUUCCUUUUUUUUAAUAUUGUAUGGAAUUUUUACUUAUUGCUCUCUCCUAGACAAGAGUGAGAGGAGCGGCAAGAAAAGAAUGUUGACAUUUUCCUAUUAACUAAUACUAAAAUAAACUUUGUAAGUUGCCUUUCCUUGAAUGCAUUUUGCUUGAAUAAAAAUAUGAAAAAAAAAAACUAUAUGUAGCCUAUUUAUAAACUGGGUAAUCCAAAAAUACACACUGUGCUUCUAAUUUUAAGGCCUUAUGUAGUUUAAUUGUUCUGCUUGUUCUGUGACUCAGACUAUUGUAUAAUUAAAUGUAGCAUCAAAUAUUGUGAAAACUUUCAGAUGUGUUGAUUUAACAGUAAACAAUAUUCCAUGGA
This is a messenger RNA of Coturnix japonica (Japanese quail), 2310 nucleotides long. RefSeq names its product abhydrolase domain containing 17B, depalmitoylase (gene ABHD17B). Gene Ontology annotation, cellular component: plasma membrane; endosome membrane. The record is from RefSeq and is a predicted model, not a curated record. NCBI's taxonomy places the organism in Eukaryota, Metazoa, Chordata, Aves, Galliformes, Phasianidae. Gene Ontology annotation, molecular function: palmitoyl-(protein) hydrolase activity. Gene Ontology annotation, biological process: protein depalmitoylation; regulation of postsynapse organization.